AUGUAUUAUUUUCGCCAUCAAGAAAGUGUAAAUGGAGAUUUCCUCAGACAUAAUAAUGCUGAAGAACAUCAUUCUGUUAUAAAAAGUUUAUUGGAAAUUUGUUUACAACCUAUGGAUACUGCUCGAACUCUAUUAGAAAUGGCCCGCUGGAUUUGGAUUUAUGGUGAUCAUUAUCCAUUUCUUGUUGAAAGAUCAGCUAUUAAAUGCUGCAGAGAAGCAAUCAACAUUUUGAAAGAUCAGUUAAAUAAGGAAAUUAAUAAUUCUACUUUAAAAUUUUACUUAUCUCUGGCAUAUUUUUGGUUAUAUCAGAUACAAAUGAGAAAUUUACAAACAGCAGCACAGAAAGAAAUUCAGAAUUCUUCAAAGUUGUUUAUUGAUGCAGAGAACAAAACUCGUACUCCUAGAGGUGAUGAGGAAGAUAAGGAAGAAAAAUGUGAUAUUGAUUCUGCAUUUUCAUUUAUUAAUAUUUAUAUUCAAGAAGAAAUGUUAGAGCCAUUAAAUAAGGCAUUAUCAUUGUGGAUUGACAUAUUUCACACAAAAUCAGAAUGGAAAACUACUAUUCCAAUAGAAGAAUUAUUAGAAAUUCUUGAUGUUGUCAGAACUGUAGCAGAGAUUUAUAAUACAACUGAAAAGGUUGUUGAAGAAAUAAAAACAUGGACAUUACUAAAGCACAUUGCAAAAGUUUUAAAUAAUCCGAUCACUGAAUUACAUUCUCUAAGUAUGCUUAUUAUAAUUUUAUCCAGAUAUCAUUUACUGGAAGCUGCAAAAUAUUUUGUUAAUGAAGGAAAAAAACUUUGUGAAGAGAUUGUUCCACUAAAUUCAUCUGAUUCUUAUGCAUAUUUAAUAAAAUUAAAGUUUAACCUUUCUUUAAGUGAAUAUUUUUUUCAUUCCGAACAGUAUACCAUUGGAAUACAAAUUUUAAGUGAAGUAUUGUCAUCAUCAUUUCUACAACGUCAUACUAAAACUAAUACUCUUUUAAUGGCAGAAGCUAAGAAGCUAGCAAGUUUUUAUCUUUUACUCUCCCCAAAAGUAUUUUCAAUUACAUUGGAAAAAGAUGAAUGCACAUUUAAUUUAAUGCAAACUAAUACACCAAUUAAUUUAGCUAUAGAAAGUACAGGGUUAUGUUUAGGGCUUCUGAAUCAUUUUUCAAUUGCUGAUAUUAACACAGCAAUGAUUAAUAAAGAUUCUCCAUGGUAUAAGCCAUAUUUAUAUAGAACUUUUAUAGAAUCAAGUUUAUUAUUGGGAAAAUUAUAUGUAAUGAUUGGUGCACCAAGAGAAGCUCAAUGUUUCUUACAAGAAAGCUUUACAGUUGCACAAGGAAUUAUUUUGGCAAAUAGAACAAUAAGUAUUUUAAUAUUGCUGGCACAACUGGACUUAUUAUGUGAAAAUUAUGAUGAUUGUAAUACAAAGAUAAUAAAUUUGAAAAAUAUUUUGAAUUUUAAUAUAAGCAUCAUUGGAUUUGAAAAUAUCAUUGAAGGAAUAUAUUCACACAAUGAAGAAAAUGUUGUAGAGAAAGAACAGGAGAAAGAAUUAUUUAUUUUUAAUAAGUCUGGAAGACGUUUGAAAGCAGAAGUGCGUAGUGUGUUUUUAAACAUUGAAGAUCCUCAAUCAUCACCACCACAACAGAGAAAACAAAAUAUUAUAAUUCCAUCAUUUUUUAAUCAUCCAACAUCAUGUUCUUGUGAAAUUUGCCAAUACAUAGCCCUCCAUUAUCAAUUUUUAGAAUUAAUGGAAUUACAAUCAUCUCUCAAUCACUAUUCUUUUGAUAAGAAAGAAAAAAUAUUUCUUGAUAUUUUAAAGUAUUAUGAAAUUAUAUUAUUAAAACGAAAAAAUGUAUUUACAUCAAUCUUACCAUUUAUUUUUUGGAAAGAUAAAAAAGGAAUGAUAGAAAAUAAAAAUGAAAUAGUGAUGAAAUCAGACAUUUCUCUAUUUUGCCGUGUUUCAUGUAAAUUAGCAAUUCUUAAUGCAACACAAAAUAAAUUCAGUACUGCACUCAAUAAUCUGAAUAAUGCUUUUAUUCAACUAGAUAAAUCAUCUAAAAUUCAUGAAAUAAUCUAUGCAGAUUUAUUCUCAGAAUUAACAUUACAAAAAGUUUUUAUAUCCCUUCAAUAUGUAUUUAAACAAAAAGAUGAGAGUAAAAGGAUAUUGAAUGUUUGUGGAAAUGUAUCUUCAGAAAUGUCCUCAAUUGCUGAGAAGAUCAGUAAAUUAAAUUUAGAUGAUGAUGAUAAUUCAUCAAGUGAUGAAUUUGUAAAAUUGCCUAUGAAAUAUCUUACAAAAACACCAGGAAAAGUAUCUGCAAAGGGAAGAAAAGGAUGUAGAGCACCAAAAAAGAAAAAAGCCCCUAAUCUCUACAUGGAAAAAUAUAUUGAAAGUUUAGACAAAUCAGAUGACUCAUUAUGUAGUAAUCUGGAAAGUGAUGAAAAUACAGAUUUUCAUAAUCCCAAAAUUCAAAAAGAGUCACAAAAGCUUAAAGCAGAAAUGUUUAAGUAUUCUCACAAAAACAAUUACAACUUNGAUUUCUAUGUUGCAAAGACGAGAGUGCUGCUUUGUUUUGAUGUUGGUCAUUACUGA
Molecule: messenger RNA, 2571 nt
Organism: Centruroides sculpturatus (bark scorpion)
Lineage: Eukaryota; Metazoa; Arthropoda; Arachnida; Scorpiones; Buthidae
Exons: 8
Coding region: 1-2571 (856 amino acids)
Source: RefSeq, a predicted model, not a curated record